Messenger RNA from Cetraspora pellucida, 122 nucleotides. NCBI's taxonomy places the organism in Eukaryota, Fungi, Glomeromycota, Glomeromycetes, Diversisporales, Gigasporaceae. The record is from the annotation of a GenBank genome assembly.
GGUUAAAAAGACGACGAUCAAUGAUUAUAAAACAAAUUGUUUUAAAAGCUGGCCCGACUGAGUCACAAGCUAGUACUAAUGACAUAUACGGCAUUUGUAUUUUGGAUAUUAUCUCAAAUAUU